UACCUCGGCCGAGUAAUCACCACACAUAACCGUCGAUAGUCCGCUACCAAGUUUUGGAAGACUACGCUUAACUGUUUAUCAUCUUUUGUCAAAAUCAUCUUAAGUGAAAAUCAUCUUAGGUGAAGAAAGUGGUGAGACAAGAAAUAAAUCACCAUGGCGAUUAUGCAAAGUUGUUGUUGCUUCUCUAACGUCAGGAGUGGAUCCAUUGCCUGUGGUGUCUACUCAUUAGUUACCAGCUGCAUCUAUUUAGCGGUAUGGUCCUGGAACUUGGUUCAGGCCGUAAACCUCCUCACCGGUUAUUCAGGACCGACUGUUGAUGGGAUCUAUGCAGCAUACAGCAUUGAUAUUAUCCUCGCCGCUUUUCUUCUCAUCGCAUCCAUUAUUCUCAUAGUGGGCGUGCCCCUGCACAACAAGACGAUGCUGAUUCCUUAUAUGGUGGGGGUCUUGGCUCUCAUCGUUUUCCAAGCUAUUGCAUGGAUUAUCCUCUUCGUCCUUCUCGGAGCCGUAUCUAUCGUGCUGAUCGUGAACCUUGUCGUCUGGCUCCUAUUUACUGCCCUCAACAUCACCUGUCUAAUCUGCGUCAUCUCGCAAUACCAAGAACUUAGCGAAGGUCGAGGAAGGGCCAUGAUGACAUAACCAUAGCAACAUGAAACUUUCAACAACAAAAUCAUCCUUCUGGGCAUCGCCUUACAAAACCGACAUGAGUAGAAGUUCAAAGACAUCCCUUCGAACGCGUGUGACAUUCAAUUCACGCGUUUCAAUGCGUUCUCGGCGAACUUUUAUUUAUGACAGUUUCAUGAAAAAACCCUGGCCUAUCGAGAGGCUGAUGGCACCAACAUACUUAACAAAAGAUUUACAUCAUAUCAGUUCACUAAAUGAUCACAACACAAGCCAUACUGUAAGGGAUGCAUUGUGUGUACCCAAAGUUAGGACGGACACUUAAAAAAAUAGUCCUCUCAUUUCUGGAAUUAAAGUAUGGAACCAACUUGAAAGUUCUGCCAAAAUGUCACCUACUUUGACCAGUUAUAAACACGCUCUAAAAGCCCUGUUAUCUGUAUAUGAAGUGUAAGCGAACU
Molecule: messenger RNA, 1076 nt
Organism: Strongylocentrotus purpuratus (purple sea urchin)
Lineage: Eukaryota; Metazoa; Echinodermata; Echinoidea; Camarodonta; Strongylocentrotidae
Exons: 6
Coding region: 154-636 (160 amino acids)
Source: RefSeq, a predicted model, not a curated record